Messenger RNA from Menidia menidia (Atlantic silverside), 354 nucleotides. The record is from the annotation of a GenBank genome assembly. NCBI's taxonomy places the organism in Eukaryota, Metazoa, Chordata, Actinopteri, Atheriniformes, Atherinopsidae.
AUGGUCCUGGUUCUGGUUCUUACCCUGGUCCUGCUCCUUUCUCUGUCUCUGUCCAUGGUCCUGGCCCUGGUUCUGGUCCUUUCUCUGCUCCUUUCUCUGCUCCUUUCUCUGAUCCUGGCCCUAACCCCGGUCCUGGUCCUGGUCCUGCAGGUGGAGCCGUUUGCCAGCCUGGCGGGGGCGGUGCGGGGGGGCGUUCCGCGGCUCCUGGUGAACCGGGUCGCGGUGGGUCCGUUCUCCGGGCGGCGCCGGCCGCAGGACCUGCUGCUGCUGGGGGACCUGGUGGCCGGCGUGCGCGCCCUCAAGCAAAAGAAGAAGAGUGAGCGGUUUCAGGAGGCAGAAGAAGAAGAAGAGUGA